AUGUCUGCAGCAGCUACCGGCCAUGCGCAAGACGACUCUACCUCAUUAAUCCCGAAUCCUACUUCCCCCAAUAUCAUAGGCGACUCUCAGUCUCGAAAUCAGUCCGCUUCGCAGCAGAUGGAAUCAGCGUCACACGCACAACGGCCGACAUCACAUAACAUCAGCAGCGGGGCAGUGGUGGCCGGGCCUCACGCGACCACGGCUGAUGACCCAUCACAUCGUCCGGGUCAGAGCAGUCGAAAUGGUGGCCAGGAGAAGAACAAGAGGAGCCUCGAUUAUGUCUUAAGGAGUGGACUCGCUGGAGGGCUGGCUGGUUGUGCGACAGUGGUUGCGCCUCUUGAUCGAGUGAAGAUCCUUUUCCAAGCGUCGAAUCCUCAGUUCGCCAAAUAUACAGGAAGUUGGACUGGACUUGUCUUCGCUAUUCGGGAUAUCAAGCGGCACGAAGGUGCCCGAGGCCUGUACCGAGGCCACUCAGCAACAUUACUUAGGAUUUUUCCUUACGCAUCCAUCAAGUUCCUCGCUUAUGAGCAGUUUCGAGCAAUAGUUAUACCGUCACGGGACAAAGAGACUCCAUUUCGUCGCCUUGUCUCAGGGAGCUUGGCAGGCAUUACCUCCGUUUUCUUCACGUACCCGUUAGAGUUGAUAAGGGUGCGGCUAGCGUUCGAGACCAAGAAGUCUUCGCGUUCAUCCCUUGUGGAUACCAUCCGACAAAUCUAUGGAGAGCAAGUUAAACCUCCUAAAGAGCUCUCGACCGGCAAAGGAACCUCCUCCGUUACCGGGACCGCUGCCGCUGCCGCGAAUACCGUUUCUUCGACUACGAGGAAUAUUGUUCCUAGCUCAGGGCUGGCCAACUUCUACCGGGGAUUUACACCUACGCUUCUUGGAAUGAUUCCGUAUGCGGGCGUGUCCUUCCUCACUCAUGACACAGUUGGCGACUGGCUCCGUUUACCGUUACUAGCCCCUUACACCACCAUCCCUCGAUCUUCGUCCUCGGGCCAUAAGAAGGAUCGGCAAAAACUGCAACUGACGGCCGCCGCAGAAUUAUUGUCAGGAGCAAUCGCCGGCCUUGUUUCCCAAACAUCUUCAUAUCCUUUGGAAGUGGUGCGCCGGCGAAUGCAAGUCGGCGGAGUCGUUGGUGAUGGCCGCCGUUUGGGCAUGGCGGAAACAGCGCGAAUAAUAAUGAUGGAAAGAGGAUUUCGCGGGUUCUUUAUAGGCUUGACGAUUGGUUAUCUUAAGAUGAUACCCAUGACGGCUACUGGUUUUUUUGUUUAUGAACGGCUCAAAUGGUCACUAGGGAUUUAGACCUGCUCUCUUCCUCUUCGAGACUGCUUCAUUUUUGCUAUCUGGUUUGGCGUCCUUCGGGCUGGGUGUCUCCUGAUGUUGGUAUCUUAUCAUCAUACCCGCUUCAUGUGCAUAUUUACGUUCUAUACAUAGUUGAACUAUGGCACGACCGCUGUA
This is a messenger RNA of Aspergillus nidulans FGSC A4, 1458 nucleotides long. RefSeq names its product coenzyme A transporter. Gene Ontology annotation, cellular component: membrane; mitochondrial inner membrane. Bases 1 to 1302 code for a protein of 433 amino acids. The transcript has 2 exons. NCBI's taxonomy places the organism in Eukaryota, Fungi, Ascomycota, Eurotiomycetes, Eurotiales, Aspergillaceae. The record is from RefSeq and is a predicted model, not a curated record. Gene Ontology annotation, biological process: transmembrane transport.